ACUUAUAAAGCUGGCAUUGUUAUAUUUAGACAAAUUGAUAACUUGAAUCCAGUGGACACAAAUGUAAAAGAAAAUGCGAAUAGAAGUGCACAAUUGAUAAAGUCAUAUAAAAAUCAGGCGGAUAUAUUUGUCCUUCCAGAAUAUGGUCUCACGACUGUACCACCCGCAACGUUGACAAAUUUAUAUCAAUACAGUACUACAAUUGGUGAAGUCGGCGAUAAAGUAUGUGGCAAGGACGGAUUUGAUGAGCAGCUUGUCACUUUGUCAUGUGCUGCUAAUGACACUAGUGCCUACGUUAUUGCAAAUUUGAUUGAAUCUAUAAACAAUAAGGAGUAUUACCUAACCACCCUUGGGUUUGACAAAACCGGAACUAUUGUUGUUAAAUGUAGGAAGCACCAUAUUAGCAACAGCACCCAGUUCCAAACAGCUAAAGACCAAACACCGUGUACUUUUAAUGCUAACAUAAAUAAGGACGUGGUUAAGUUUACUAUUUUAUUCGAAACAGAUAUGGUGUAUCCCAUUCCUGAAGCAAUCAAAAGCGGAAAUUUGAUCAUGAGUUCGGCGAUAAAUAAUAAAUUGCCCUUAGAAUUUGGUUUGAGUCUGUACCAAGGAUUCGCUGUAUCAAAUGGUGUUAAUUUAUUAGUGUCAGAUUACAUAGAUUACACAGAGAAUAAUUGUUAUGGAGGCUCUGGUGUAUUUUACAGUAACGGUACUAGUGUUAUUGCUUUUAAUCCAGAAGAUGUUCCCGGAGGAAAUGAUCAUCAGUCUGUUCUGAUUCGAGACGUUCCUGUGAAGCCUUCUGUAGUACAAGAGGUCAAUGUAAACGCUGCAAAUGUUGGCCCGGCACCUAAAUUUAAUUUACCAUUUAUGAAUAUCAGUACACUAAAUGAAACCGCCAAAGUAUUGGAGAAAUGUAUUGAUAAAAGAUGUUGCAAGUUUAGCGUUGAUUUUGGAGGAAAUACCAUAGCUCCAUAUAAGUGGAUUGCAGUAUUAAAUACAACCAUUCUUGACCAAUCUAGCAACGCUUUGAUAUGCGCUUUUGCCCUGCCGUCAGCUAAUUUAGCUAAUGCCCAAAGUUUUAAAAAUAUUUCGAUAUCCACCAACUUAGACAAGUCCGAAGUGCUUCUGUCCAUACCCGUAGGAUUGAAUGAUAAAUUUUUACCAUCGAAUUUUUUCUAUAACGCUGCUUCUCACUCGAUCAUGUCAACCUCCAACGAUAAAAUCGUCGUUUUGGGUUUAAUAGAAGUUUUGGGAGGAACGCCUACUCCAUCCGGAGGUGGUAACACAGCUUUAAUAGUAGUUAUAGUUUUGCUUGUGUUAGUUUUAGUAGGUUUAUUGGUGGCCUAUUUCAUCUGGAGAAAGAGGCAAGAGAAAAAUAGGCGAAACUUUUAA
Diabrotica balteata is the source of this 1392-nucleotide messenger RNA. Lineage: Eukaryota; Metazoa; Arthropoda; Insecta; Coleoptera; Chrysomelidae. The record is from the annotation of a GenBank genome assembly.